Molecule: messenger RNA, 2323 nt
Organism: Durusdinium trenchii
Lineage: Eukaryota; Dinophyceae; Suessiales; Symbiodiniaceae
Source: the annotation of a GenBank genome assembly
AGGCAGGCGGCUGGGGGCUGGGAAACUUCUGGGUCUUGGGCCAAGAGCUGCCCCAAGAGAGGGAGAUCCUCUUGCCUGCACACGCGUGAGGGAGGCGCCCCACCGAGCAAUGAGAGCCGUGACUGUGGCAGGGCAUAUUUGUGCUGGGACUGUUCGGGCUGUGCUGUGGGCAAGAGAGCGGAGGAACUGUGCUGCUUCUGUGCUUCAUCGCUGCUCCUGCAUAUCGACCUCCUUGUUGGCGUGGUUGGCCUGCACUGUCGACUGCGAGCUGUGCCCCGUAAACCACAGCGGGAGGCCAUUGGAUGACCUCUAUGCGACGUUCAUCAAGGACCUAGAGGUUGCAGCUGAAUUAAGUUGCGGCCCGGAGCCUUUGGGAUUUCUAUUCACCGUUGAUGGCAUGAUUGUGACUGUGGACAAAGGCAGUUGGGCAGAGAGGCAUGGCGUUCAAGUGGGUGACCAGAUCCUUGCCAUCAGCGGCUUUUCGAUGGAGAAGUUCCUACAAAAAAAUCCCACCGCGCGAAGUCGCAUGUCCUUAAUGGGGCCCCAACGCGUGGUCCUUCGACUCAAAGCUGAAAAGGGCCAUGUCAAAGAAGCCAUCCGAACGGUUCAGUCGAAGCCGAUCACCCACCAGCGUGCCGAUUUUAGGCGUGCUUUGCAGGAAGAAUCUCAACGUUUUUCCUUCCGUGAGGCCUUGCAAAAGGAACUGUUGCAUUGGCGGCCGCGCGACACCUGGCCGUUCCCAGGGUUGGCUGCAAGCUCUGUGGAUGCCGUUGUGGAAGUCAACCAGUUGUGCUUCGGCCAUGACGAGAGCACGCAGAGCGGCCGGCGGCCGGCCCGCAUUAAGGAGAUGGAGGCAGCUGCCCGAAAGUUGCAAUCCCUGUUUCGAUGGCGGAAGUUGUGGCAGCAGCUCGACACAAGCCAAGAACGUGCCGAGGCAGCGACAAAGAUUCAAUCAAUGCAGCGUGGAAGGCAGAUCCGAAGAGGUGUUGCAGCGCAAUUCGCAGCUUUCCACGAGGAUCACACCAAGUCUGACACGAGCAUGGUCGGUUCCGAAGGAAGCGAGGGUCAAGCUGACCACGUUGGUGCUGAUUUGCCUCGGACGCUGGGUGAUGUUGCUGAGCCGCCCGCCCAGCACAACAAGCCCCGGGCAGAAGAACCCGAGGUUACAGCUCGAGGAGUGGACUUGAAGAAGUCGACAUCAAGCGAAGAACCUGUGGAAGUCCAACGUGGUGGACAUUCAGUUGUGGAGCAGGAAGUGCCCAGAGUGCAACUGCACAGAGCUUCUGGAGCUUCUGCGGCUCCAGAACCACGAGCACCGAAGGUGACGAACUUCUUUGACGCUCCAGAUCCUGUGUUGGAAGCUGCUGCGACUCGCAUUCAAGCCGCGGAACGGGGCCGGCAAAGCAGGAAGAAGCGCCCAGCACCCUCGUUUUCGGCCGGGCCUAUCUCGCCGACUGGGCCAGCGGCUGAGGAGACCGCGGAGGGCCAAUGGAAUUCGGUUCCACCACUGACGGUGGAGGAGUCCACUGACUGGCUGGGAUCACCGGAAAGUGCUUCCUGGAAUGGGGAGGAGCAAGAAAGGGGUCAUCAACCCAUCGACGCGAUGACGAGCCCGGACGACACUGGGGAGAUCGUCGACACGAGCUCAGUCAAGAAGGACGAUGAACCUGGAAAAGACCACAUUUUCCAAGUCCGCACUGAAGUGGCGCCAGCUGACCCAAGUCUUCAGCCUGCAACUGAAAGUGACUCUUUCAAGAUUGAGCCUGUGAAAUUCGACCAAGCCAAGAGCACCGCCGUCCAACCAGAAUCGUUGCAAAGCCCACGACGGCAAACCAGCCAGGGCAGCGAUGAGGCUCCAAUCAAUACCAUGGACUUCCUCUCCGAGGAGGCAGCAGUGGCUGUGCCACAGCAGCGCCUUCAACUGCCCAAACCCAAAAAAUCACCCAGGCAGCGCCCCGACAGGAUCGGACCAAUCAUCCCCAAGCCGCAGCCGAAAGCUCCAACAACUCCAGCGUCUGACUCAAGCGCGUGGCUCAUCGACUUAUCCAGCUCCGGGGAGCUCCAAGACCCCGCGAAAGGGGCCGCCGCCGAUGCUCUCGGCCCGUCUCCGCGCGGGCGAGUGCAGCCUCAGGGCUUUCGAAUUCCGAAGGAAAAAGAAAAAGAGAAAGAGAAGUGACUCGAAGAGAAAGAAAAAGAAGAAGGACCGCAAGGACCGCAAGGACGAGGAAGUGGAUCUGGACAGCUUUGGAUUCCAACUUUUCUGAUUGGUGCCCGUCUCACAUGUACAUAGUGGAGCGAGAGAGUCAAGCCCGCACAGCGAGAG